This is a messenger RNA of Ambispora gerdemannii, 708 nucleotides long. Lineage: Eukaryota; Fungi; Glomeromycota; Glomeromycetes; Archaeosporales; Ambisporaceae. The record is from the annotation of a GenBank genome assembly.
AUGUCUUCCAUUAUUUAUCAUCACUUCUAUCAGAAUUCGUAUAUUGUAAAAAACACUUCUAUUUCGGAAUAUAUUGAUGGUAAAUUCAUUCGUGUCGUCUGCGAAACAAUAAACGGUGUUCGAAGCACGAUUGGUUACGUGACUGCUGAUAUUAUAGAUCAUGAUUCAAAAUUCGUGCUUAGCGUCUUGAGAGAAACCAACAUCGAGAUCUUAGCGGAUUCUAAGAUUGCCAGUGUAGACUAUGUUGACGAUAUCUUUUUAUCAUCCGAAUGUGAAUUUUACCGCCAAAUAAUACAAUCUAUCGAAAAUUAUAAGAAAAUGUCCGGUGACAUUCCAAUUCAGAUAUCACUCAUUCUUCCAUAUUCUUCGGAUGACCUUGAUGUGCUUCUUGCGUGGUUGUGCGACAAAGACGAUCUCAAAUGGGAAGAGUAUUUAAUUUCGAAUAAUUUGCAUAGCAUCUGGGAAUUAGUUUGCUAUUUUAAAGCAGACAUAAUUACGGUUGAAGUUCUGAAGUCUGCUUUAGCGCGUUUCAAUAAUUUAGAGAAAAUUGAGAAUAUGAAGAAGAGAAUGGAAAAAAUGAGUGCAAAAGCUGAUGCAGAGAUUGAAAAAGAUAAAAAGCGAUUGGAAGAAUUGAUUUCGAAGAGAGAAUUAAAGGAGAGAAUUCAAUUAUGGUUAGAAAAAUGCGUUGAAGAAUCGAAUUCACAAUAA